This is a messenger RNA of Vigna angularis (adzuki bean), 1590 nucleotides long. Its product is annotated as PI-PLC X domain-containing protein At5g67130. The coding region runs from base 144 to 1247 and encodes 367 amino acids. The transcript is spliced from 8 exons. Gene Ontology annotation, biological process: lipid metabolic process. Gene Ontology annotation, molecular function: phosphoric diester hydrolase activity. The record is from RefSeq and is a predicted model, not a curated record. NCBI's taxonomy places the organism in Eukaryota, Viridiplantae, Streptophyta, Magnoliopsida, Fabales, Fabaceae.
AUAACCUCUUACCCUUCAGUUGUUCAUAAGAAUUGAGAAAGCCAUGAGUCGCUUCCCUCUUUUCAUUUUUAACAUAUAUUAGAUCAUUUGUGAUUAUCUUUUCGUUAUCACCCUUUUAGACACCCAACUUUGUCACAGAACAAAUGGGUUCUCUUCCGUGCUUUCUUUUGGUAAUUAUUCUUCCCUUGUGUUAUUGUGUUGAUGCUGCUUGCUUCAAUGGAAAAUGCAAGCUAAAUGAUGAGUGCUCGUCCAAUGGUGAUUGUGGAACCGGACUCUAUUGUUUCUCAUGUCCACGUGGGUUUUCAGGCUCUAGGUGUGUGAGAUCUUCUGUCACAGAUCAAUUCAAGCUCAUAAAUAAUUCUCUUCCAUUCAACAAGUAUGCCUUUUUGACAACGCACAAUUCUUUUGCUAUUGAUGGAGAACCAUCUAACAGAAGAGUACAUCAAGUCACCAUCAUUAAUCAAGAAGACAGUGUAACCCAGCAGCUAAAAAAUGGAGUUCGGGGACUAAUGCUAGAUGCGUAUGAUUUUGAUGGAGAUGUAUGGUUAUGUCAUUCAUUUGGAGGCCACUGCCAUGACAUCACAGCUUUUGAACCAGCUAUAGAUACACUUAAGGAAGUUGCAGCUUUUCUAUCUGCCAACCCAGAGGAAAUUGUCACACUCAUACUGGAGGAUUAUGUUAAAACACCCAAAGGAUUGACAAGAGUCUUCACCGAAGCUGGUUUGAUGAAGUUUUGGUUUCCUGUGACGAGAAUGCCAAAAAAAGGAGGAGACUGGCCUCUUGUGAGUGAUAUGGUUGCUAAAAAUCAAAGGCUAAUUGUGUUCACUUCAAGAAAAUCUAAAGAACAAAGUGAAGGCAUUGCAUACCAGUGGAAUUACAUGGUUGAAAAUCAGUAUGGAGAUGGAGGAAGAAAAGCAGGAAGUUGUCCAAAUAGAAAAGAAUCUUCUCCUCUUGAUGACAUGAGCAAGUCCUUAGUGUUAAUAAACUAUUUUCGCACUAUUCCACUUAAGCCAAUCACAUGUAAAGAUAACUCUGGAGGUCUCGUUGACAUGCUCAAAACCUGUCAUGGUGCUGCUGGCAACAGGUGGGCUAAUUAUGUUGCUGUUGACUAUUACAAGAGAAGUGAAGGAGGAGGAUCCUUUAAAGCUUUGGAUAAACUCAAUGGGAAGCUCUUGUGUGGUUGUGAUGAUGUCCAUGCCUGUGUGCCAGGAUCUACUUCACAAGCUUGCUCAGCCCAGAAAGCAUAGCAAGUAGCAACGAGGUUCUUGUAAUGUUUGAGUCUCUUUUAAGUGUAAUUAAUUGCCUUCAUUACCACGCUUCCUGGUUAUCGUACAAGUACUAUUGUAUGCCAGUGCUACCGGCUUAUGAGUUUGAUUACCAAAAUCUGUUAAACGUGCUUCGGUGUGCUUUGGUAUUGUCAUUAUCUGUAUUGAUAAAGAGAAAGAAAACAAAGUAGACAACGGUGCAGUAUGUCCCAUGCAUUUAAUUUUCUUACUUUGAGAGUGUUUAGGCAUGUUAUGCAGAACUGAUCGUUUGGCAAGUUUAUGCUUUUAAAUGUAAUAUAUAUGGCAUUUAAGAAUGCUUGUCUUA